Messenger RNA from Metschnikowia bicuspidata var. bicuspidata NRRL YB-4993, 3024 nucleotides. It is a transcript of the gene SWI1, whose product is annotated as Swi1p. The record is from RefSeq and is a predicted model, not a curated record. The transcript is spliced from 3 exons. Gene Ontology annotation, molecular function: transcription cis-regulatory region binding. Bases 1 to 3024 code for a protein of 1007 amino acids. NCBI's taxonomy places the organism in Eukaryota, Fungi, Ascomycota, Pichiomycetes, Serinales, Metschnikowiaceae. Gene Ontology annotation, cellular component: nucleus; SWI/SNF complex. Gene Ontology annotation, biological process: regulation of transcription by RNA polymerase II.
AUGAAUCAGAUUCCUGGGCAAAGCCCACACUUGUCUAUGCAAAAUAAUUCACCACAAAUACCUCAACAGCAACAGCAGCAGCAACAACAACAACAAUCGUUUCUUGAUGAGUCGAAACAAGAACAGCUCUUUAAGAUGCGCCAGCAGAUUAUGCACCAGCAAAUACUUCAGAGACAGCAAGGCAAUGACGAAGGCAAACAACAACAGCAAAAUCGGCAGCAGAAUCCCAAUGGAUCAGAGGAAGGAGGUUCUGGCAAUGUCCCAUCUAUGAAUGGACAGUAUGGACCUUCUCAGAAGCAAACAUCCUCGGAGGCAGCGGCAUUUCAAUCACAUAUUCCACAACCCCUGAAUUCCACAAACCUGUCUGCUUCAACUCAACAAAGUAUUAGCGGCAAACUUUCCCCUGCUCAAAUUGCUCAGUUACAACAUGAACUUUUUCAAAUGACUCUCACUGAUUUCAUGAAUCGCAGAGGAACACCAAUCACGCAAACUCCUGUUAUAAACAAGAAAAAAAUCAACUUGUUUAUUUUGAGUAUUCUUGGUCGCAAAAUUGGUGGUCCGCAAGCGGUUCUGAAACACAUACAGAUGCUCAGUCAUUCCCCACCCCAAAUUACAGAGUGGACAUCCAUUUGUCAGAAGUUGGGAUUGUUUGAGGGGAUUGAUGUGCAGAAUAACGCUAGUACCAGGAACCAAAUCGAAAAACAGUUGGGAUCGUGCUAUUUGCAAUACAUUCUUCCCUACGAGCAAUGCUGCUCCACAGAAGAGGGACAAAAAGAAAUCACCAGUCGUCGAUCACAGUUCCAAAGACAGUUGAUAAUGCGGUUGCAGCAUCAGCAACAACAACAACAACAUUCUACACAAGCUCAGCAACACGAAGGAACCCAACUGAAUGGUCAGUUUCGAUCGUCGAGUAUCUCCUCCCAAUCUCCGCAUCACGCGAUGGCCCCAACUCCCGUAAUAGGGAACAUACCCAGCCCAACAGCUUCUGCUGUAAACCAGCAAAGAAAAUCAUCACAAAAUUCCACCACCAAUAACACUCCUCCAUCUAACAUUCAUUCUCCCCUUGUGCAGCAAGUUAAUACAUCGAGGUCAAAUAGUCUUCAACGUCGACAGUCCUCGAUUGGUCCACAUGCGCAAAGUCAAAAGCCUGAGACUCCAAUACCAGCGUCAUUGCAAGAAUCAAGUGAUCACCCAAGGAAGAAGCCGAAUACAGUCAAAAAAUAUGUUCCCAUAAAGAAGAACGCGGGCGCUUAUAGCGAUUGGAUACUAAAAAGUGUAUCUGACCUCGGUGAUGAGAUUGAACUAACUAAGCCAGUUUUCUUGUUUGCUCCAGAACUCGGCUCAUUGAAUAUUCAUGCUCUAAUAAUGUCUUUGAAAAACUACACCAGAAACAACCCAGGUGAAGCGUCAUCGGCACUCAAUACUCUUCUUGUGACAACAACUGACCCCAACUUCGCGUUCAACUUGACUGAUGCUCCAGAGCUUUUAGAUGCUCUUGUUGGAUUAGGCCUCAAAAUAUUGGAACAGAUCACAACGCCAGAGAAAUCGACAUCCGAUUAUGAGGAUGCGACGGUACCUUCCAAUGACGCAAUUGAGUCAACUUUCAGGAAGUAUGUAAAGAAAGACGAAUUGCGCGGGGAAGAUAUUGUUCAUGUUGUGGAUUCUCUUACUGGAGAGAUGAUUGAAGAUGAAGAUUCUGAUAUUGACAUCGAUGAUGUUUUUUCUCCAAAGAUUAUCGAAAAUGUUGCCGACAAACCUACCGCUGGUUCCUUCGAAAUUCAAAAAUGCUACCUUCCCGAUUUUUUGUCUGCUCUUCAAGACUUCAAGACUGAGAAUAAAAAUCAUUUCAGCAAAGCUCAAACCAAAGGGGCGUUGGACCAUCUGAUUUUUCUUGUCGACAACUUGAUUACUAUUACCAUGACUUUGAGAAAUCUUUCAUUUACUGAACAAAGCUCGAGAUGCAUGUCAGGAAACAUUAACUUUAAGAAGUUUGUUUUCAAAAUCGUGAGGCUAGUUGCUACAGUGCCAGAGGUAUUUGUUCUACAAAGGAAGAGACUUUGUUUACUCAAAGAUUGUCUUCUAAUGCUUGAUCGCAACGCCCCUUUUUUGGAGAUUGAUUCUUUGGAGGAAGCUUUUCUCGCGUAUCUCCUUAUUUCAUCAUUCGGGCCUGCGCUAGAUCAAAAUGAAGAUGAUCUUCAUAAAAGGUAUGAAAUCCCGUCUGCUUCAUUUGAGAUGUAUUCGUAUUUGCCCUUUGGGGUAGAUGUAUUCACAAAGCUUUUUGUGAGAGAGCCUAAGAAUAGAGCCUAUUUUCAGGCCGUUUUUUCAGGGUGUUUUAACAUGAACUUUUUACAAUUGAAUUCCGGAAGCGUGACUAUCGAGCCCCAAGAUUAUCAAGAAGCUAGCACCCUUUUGAACACUCAUUUGAAAAGCGAGAAUAGCGAUGCACGCUUAGGGAUUCUCAUGACUAGAGCAUUCAAAUUACUCAUGAGUGUUGUUCCAUUCGCAAUGGGUGGCGCUGAGUACACCAAAUUCGUUCUACAGCGCUCAUCUACGAUGCUCCAAGCCCUUUUUGGUGCGAAGCUUCUCAUUGAUCUGGCGUCAACUGAAGAUGCUAAUGGGCCGUUUAAUCUCCUACUUUGUCACUGGUUGACAAGUAAUGCGCAAUUGUUGUUGUUCAAUUUCACGCGGAACACCAUCCACAUCAUCACAGAAUCUGUGAAAUUUGGGCCGAGCUCCAGUGAACAUAGAGUUUUGUCUUACAUCGGGCUUAAAUCCAUGAUUUUGGUGAAUUCGCUACUCGCUAACAUUGUCACCUUGGUUCGAGUGCACAGGGAAGAUGAGUUGAUAAACUCAAAGGAAUUCGAACAGUGUCUUGGUAAAAUCCGGGAUAUCUACAGAGUGCAACCAGAGGCUGAGUUCAUUCUCAAUACACUUCUUACGCCAAGCGUGGACCAGGAUGUGGCUCUGGAGGUUUUGCGAUUCCGUUAUUUAUUAGCUGAUAUGGUCGAAGAUCCCGUUCUAUAA